AUGCGAUGGAAGGCUAGUGGCUCAAUGGAAGAAGAAUUUGAAGGAGACUUGACAUUGAUCGCACCCGCCGUAUUGACACCAGGAGCACUGCAAGUUUUCGUUCUGAGUCCCUCGGUAUUAUCGCCUCGUGUUCUCAGUCAGGAAAGGCUAGUAGUUGAGGUAUUCUCACCUCACAUCUUGGGAGGAGAACACGAGCAUGAAGAAGCCCACGGCGGACAUGUAGUAGAGGUUGGAGGAUUCCAAGGAGCACAUAGCCCUCACUACCACGGAGAAGAAUUCAUAGAAGUCGAAUGGUGA
Cylicostephanus goldi is the source of this 297-nucleotide messenger RNA. The record is from the annotation of a GenBank genome assembly. NCBI's taxonomy places the organism in Eukaryota, Metazoa, Nematoda, Chromadorea, Rhabditida, Strongylidae.